Equus caballus (horse) is the source of this 3601-nucleotide messenger RNA. Its product is annotated as NKG2-A/NKG2-B type II integral membrane protein. Gene Ontology annotation, molecular function: transmembrane signaling receptor activity. NCBI's taxonomy places the organism in Eukaryota, Metazoa, Chordata, Mammalia, Perissodactyla, Equidae. The record is from RefSeq and is a predicted model, not a curated record. Gene Ontology annotation, biological process: stimulatory C-type lectin receptor signaling pathway; positive regulation of natural killer cell mediated cytotoxicity. Gene Ontology annotation, cellular component: external side of plasma membrane; plasma membrane.
AUUACUCACCCCACACUCAUUUGACGAUACUAGAGAUCUCGUCAUUGUAUACAUCAUCUAUUAACUAAAGUUAUCAUUGAGGACAGCCUUUGUCAUUAGUCAGCUGCAGAGAUGGAUAACCAAAGAGAAAACUGUUCAGAACUGAAACCGGUUAUGGACUCAAGGAGAUAUCAAAUGAAAGAUUUACCACCAUCUCCAGAGAAGCUAAUUGCUGGGAUCUUGGGAAUCAUCUGCCUUGUCUUAAUGUACACUGUAGUACAAAUGAUACUCUUUAGUCACUCUACUGUAAUCUUGGAGCGGAAUAAUUCAUCCCUGAUAACAAGGAGCCAGAAAGCACAUCAUUGUCGUCGUUGUCCAGAGGAGUGGUUAACCUAUUCCAACAAUUGCUAUUUCAUUAGUAUUGAAAGAAAAGCAUGGAAUGAGAGUCUGAUGGCCUGUACUUCUAAGAACUCUAAUCUGCUUUAUAUAGAUAAUGAAGAAGAAAUGAAUUUUUUGAACUCCUUGAGUGUUUUUUCAUGGAUUGGACUCUCCCAAAGAACCAAUAAUAAUUCAUGGGUGUGGUCAAAUGGCUCAACUUUCUCUUCCAAACUGUUCCCAAUAUCUUUAGAUAGGGACAAUAACUGUACAUAUUUGAAUUAUCAGAAAAACACACUUUCUUCUGCAUCAUGUUUGGAAAUAAGAAUGUAUGUUUGUAAGCACCAGGCAGUUUAGCUUACCUAAAUUUGAUAUACUGCUCUUUCACCAUCAAUAAGGAGCAUAUUUGUAGUUUCUUCAAAAGCCAUAAAUUAUUUUCUUAGAAUUAUUUAAGAUACUAUAUUUUAGAGCAGGUUUGGGUUCAUAGCAAAAUUAAGAGGAAGGUACAGAGAUUUCCCUUAUCCCUCCUGGCCCCACACAUACAUAGCCUCCCCCAUUAUCAACAUCACUGACCAGAGUGGACAGUUGUUACCAAGGAUGAAUCCACAUUAAUGCAUCAAAAUCACCUAAAGUCCAUAGUUUGCCUGAGGCUUCACUUUUGGAUUUGUAGAAUUAUUUUUAAAUCUUUGUGUAUAUUAAUUUUUAAAAUAUAUACCCAGGUACAUAUUAUCAAUUUCUUAAGCUUUUGCAAUUUAUUAAAAUAAAUCAUGUAUAAAUUGCAAAUAAUAACAUCAAGAACUGUUAUUUCUAUCUUCAGUAAGUUGAGUAAUUCCACUCAUAUUUUCAAAUUAAUUGAUUUAUUCUACCUUACCUGAGGGUGCAAGGUAAGGUGUAUAAGUCACAGUCAAGGAGACAGAAAUCAAAGGAAGAUUUAUGUAAAUAAUUAUUUACUAUUUGUAAGAAAUUACCUACUAAGAGAGGAUAAAAGAAAAUUACAAAGAAUACCUUCAGGUUAAAGGAGAGCACCCAAGGAAGGAGUCACUUUGCAGCCAGAUCUAUUCCCUGAGGAUGGGUUUUAGACAUCACUGAAGACGUUGUGGCUGCAGGCAACUUCAUGGCAGACACGUUCACUGGAGCGCCCUGGAACAGAGUAGUUCCUCAGUCAGCAGGCUGAAAUUGGUGAGGAUGGAUCUCAGUCUGUGACAGGCAAGCAAGAUGACCUCCUUGCCAGAUUGUCAGCAGGCAGAGACUGGAGGGCAGGGAAUUAUGAAUGGGACUGGACACAAAAACUUGCUGGAGAGUGAAUAUCACAGGACUUCCUGCGUGCAUGCAGCUGGCAACCACACUGUAGUAGCCAAAGUAGAGAAAAUUCCAUGAAACCAUGAAGAAGAGCUGUUUCUCCUGCAGUGCCUGUCCAGUGCCUUUUACUGACAAAACUUAACAUCACGCGAGCUGACAAGGGAGAAGAGUUUAUAAGAUAUACUCUAUUAUCUCAAAAAAGGGCAAUGAAGGAUAGAUUUGGAGCUGAGUUUAAUAAAUUAAUUGGCCCUCAAGGUUACUACGCAACAACCGCAAGCUUGCUGUAUAAGAGCCAUUUGGAUCUGCCCAACUUCCUCAGAGAAUGGAACCAACAUCUAUCUUCUGAAUCUGUUUUAGUAUAGCAUUCUCAAUGAUAGAUUCAUAUUUUUGGUGGAAACUGGUAUUUUCAUUGGAUAAUAAUAGUGUUCCUUGAUUUUUUAAUGUUUUCUUUUCCUCUACUGGAUUUCAGAUAUUUUGGAAGGUAUCUUGUUUUAUUGAAUUUUCUAUCUCCCACCUUCUGUCAACGUUUAUUACCAUGCUUAGAAAAAUAGUUUGAGGAAAAAAAUAAAAUGUUAAAUAAUUUUAAAAAUCAAAAGUGUAAAAAUAUUUGUGGGGCUCAGACAAAUAUUCAUUGAGAGAACUCAGAAUAAACUUUAGUUAUUUGACAAUAUUCAGACACAAUUCCGCCAUCAUUCAAUUACAAGAGGGAGAGAUCCUAUACAUGAUGAUCAUUUGCAAAAUAAAUUAACAUUUCAUAUACAUUUAUCUCUUUGAAUAUGGACAUUUUCUUUAGUUCUCUAUAUUUAUUCCCAUAUUCAUAUUGAGAAAAUAUAUAAAUGUUAAAAAUUAAUAUUAUUCAAUAUGUAAAUUGUAGCUAUAUGUAAUUGCUAAAGUUGUGUUAUAAACAAAGCAAGAUGGCAUUGACACUUAAAAAUAAUCAUUUAUUUCUCAUUCUCCCAUUUAUCUUUUGGCUGGGUUUCAGUUGAUGUAGGCUAGGUAUACAUGGGCUAACCUCCAGACCACAGAUUCAGCUCAGAUCCUUUUUAUAUAUAUUAUUCUCAGAACAAUGGGCUACCUUGUACAUGAUCUUCUAUGGCAGAGAUUAGUAGCUUUCAGGGGGCCAAGCAGAAAUGUACUUCUUUAUGCCUGGGUUCAGAACUCAUAAGCCAUCACUUUCCCACUCACAUUGUCUUGUCAAAACAAGUCACAGGGCCAAACCUAUCAUUAAUUCUCUACAAAAUAUACUCUUCUCAUAGUGGUCAGAAGGAGAAAAUGUAAGUUCACUGAAAAAUAAUCUAAUGUACCAUAACAGCUAUGAGGACGUUUUUCCCAUUAUAUUUUGUGAAAUGUUUUUUUGUGAAAGGAAAAUAUUGGGAAAUAGAAAAAAUGUUAAUAUUUUCUUAACUUCUCAUCUAUGUUUUUGUUUCCUUUGUGCCAAAAGUUAUUAUGAGAUAAUUUUGUAUAGUGGUAAUAAUUGUCAUGUAGAUACUUUCACCAGGGUCUUGGAUAAAUGCACAUAUGGGGAGCAAGCAGUAUGGUAUAAAUUUCAAGGACAUGGGCAAUCAAGCCGGAUGAGUGAGCAUAAAUUCUAAUACAGCACAUUCGCCCUGUGGUAAAAAGGACUGUUUUGUUCAUGUCCAAGCUUGUGUGCCAAAGUUACUAAUCUGAAUAUUUUGUUUACUGGUAAUUAAUGUUAUGGAUAAAAUAAGACAUUAACAUUUAAAAAGUGUUGUUCUGCUCUACAUUUUAUGAGUCUCCUCCAUUAAUUACAACCAUUAUUUCUUUGUGGUUCCUCCCAAGACAACACGCAAAAAUUUACAUUUUCUUCCCCCAAAGACUGAAUUGGGUAAUGACCACACACUAAUUGAAUGAAUCCAAUGUUUUUCUCUACCUAAGGUUUAUAUUUUCCUUUUCUAUUUCACUUUUUGUUCCAAACUACAUAUGUUAA